This is a messenger RNA of Vidua chalybeata, 1169 nucleotides long. RefSeq names its product NADH:ubiquinone oxidoreductase complex assembly factor 5 (gene NDUFAF5). The transcript has 11 exons. Gene Ontology annotation, biological process: mitochondrial respiratory chain complex I assembly. Bases 22 to 1050 code for a protein of 342 amino acids. The record is from RefSeq and is a predicted model, not a curated record. NCBI's taxonomy places the organism in Eukaryota, Metazoa, Chordata, Aves, Passeriformes, Viduidae. Gene Ontology annotation, molecular function: S-adenosylmethionine-dependent methyltransferase activity. Gene Ontology annotation, cellular component: mitochondrion.
GGGGCGCGCCAGGCCGAGCCGAUGCGGGGCCUGGCCCGGGCGGCGCUGAGCGCGCGAUGGCGCCGCUCGCUGUGGGCGCUGCCGGCAAGGGCCGCCGCCGCCGCUUCGCCUCCUCCUCCCGCCGGAUUCUCGCCGGGCUCGGGAGCGCUGAACCCGUUCGACCGCCGGCUGAAGCGGAAGCAGAAGAACUGGGCGGCGCUGCAGGCCGAGCCCGCCAAGUGCGAUUACCUGAGGGAGGAGGUCGGCGGCAGGAUCGCGGACCGGGUGUUUGACAUCACCAGAACGUUUCCUCUUGCUUUGGACGUUGGCUCUGGAAGAGGUUACAUAGCUCAGCACUUAAACAAGGAAACAGUUGAAAAACUUAUUCAAGUUGAUAUCGCAGAGAAUGCUUUAAAAAAUGCUGUGGAAUCUGAAAUCCCGACGGUCAGGGUCGUAGCUGAUGAGGAAUUCCUUCCUUUCAAAGAAGAUACAUUUGAUCUUGUUGUCAGCAGCUUAAGUUUACAUUGGGUGAAUGACCUUCCUAAAGCUUUCAAAGAGAUCCACCAGGUGCUCAAGCCCAACGGAGUGUUCAUCGGAGCCAUGUUUGGGGGGGACACUCUGUACGAGCUGCGCUGCUCCCUGCAGCUGGCGGAGCUGGAGAGGGAAGGGGGUUUCUCUCCUCACGUGUCGCCCUUCACCGCCGUCGCCGAUCUGGGACAUCUGCUGUCCAGGGCUGGCUUUAACACCCUCACUGUGGAUACUGAUGAAAUCCAAGUGAAUUACCCAGGGUUAUUUGAGGUUAUGGAAGACUUACAAGGUAUGGGGGAGAGUAAUUGCUCUUGGAAUAGAAAACCUCUGCUGCACAGGGAGACAAUGCUGGCAGCUGCUGCAAUAUACCAAGAAAUGUACGGAAACAGCAAUGGCUCUGUACCUGCCACCUUUCAGAUCUACUACAUGAUUGGCUGGAAAUACCAUGAGUCACAGGCAAAACCAGCCCAGCGAGGUUCUGCAACAGUUUCAUUUGGAGAUCUGGCAAAAAUAGAAGGACUUCUUAAAACAGGAAAAAAAUAGUUGUUCUUCAGAAUAAUAAUUGUCUUGAAACUUCUAUAAAAGUUUUAAUUGCAGACAGUCUUCACUUGUGCUUAUUUAGUGAUGACAUCCUGAAAUGAUAAUAAAGUACUCUAAUUUGA